Molecule: messenger RNA, 2232 nt
Organism: Porites lobata
Lineage: Eukaryota; Metazoa; Cnidaria; Anthozoa; Scleractinia; Poritidae
Source: the annotation of a GenBank genome assembly
AACAAUUCUUCUUGAUUUGACAAGACUGUUGAACUUUGUUUUAUUGCAAUCUCGCAUUUUCGUUCGAGUUUCUUCGACAGUAACUUGUUCUGUUCAAAGCGGACCGACAGUGAUUUUGUUACCAUGGCUUUUUUCCAGAAGGCAAAGAGGGACAGCCUCCCAUCCAGUGACAGUACAUCAUGUCCUGUUUGUAAUGAAGAAUAUAUGGAAGAGCCAAAACAGCUUCCGUGCUUGCAUACAAUCUGCCAGAGUUGUCUGUCUGAUACUGCACCUAAGAAUGCUCUCAAGAUAUUUUGUCCGAUCGACAAGCAAGAAUUACCUCUCCCUAUGGGUGGGAUAGCCAUGCUUCCAACCGACUACCGUAUUCUGCGUUUAGUGGAAGCGAAAAGCGGCCAAAUAAAGAAAGAACGCACAGAACGAAAGCCAAGAGAACGCAAAGCGACGUCCGAGCGAUCAGAGCGGAGGAAAUCGAAGAAUACAGACGAGGAUUCGCCUCCUCCCCUUGAGGAACAAGAACAGCGAAUGAAAAAGCAAGCACAGGAGAUGACAGAGAAGCUGAGAAAACUACUGGAGGAGAAGGAAAAGGAGCUGUUUAAAAAGAUCGAUGAAGCGAUUGAAAGAGAGAAACGAAGUUUAAUGAAUGGGGGAGCAGAGAACGGUGACAAGAAACCUCCAGCGAUAUUUCUACUAGAUCUUACUCCGAGUCGCAAGAUCAUACAGAGCAUCAAAGAGGAGGGACUGGCAACUAUUCAAGGAAAUCGCAAGGCCCCCACCCUACUGAGUGAUCUAAAUACCUCGGGUAUUACCCCUAUUGCGUCAAUUAAAAACACUGCUCCCAACGUGUCUUACAGGGACGCAGCGGAAGUCAUUCGCUCGCUUAAGGUACCACUACAAUUCAAGAGUUUCUUUAACCCAGGCGCUGUGGCAUCCAGUGCUGAUGGUCAUUUGGCAGUCACGGAUUAUGGCAAUGAAUGCGUUUGGUUGUUUAAUCCUGAUGGCUCCUUUAAUUGUCAGGUUAGUUAUGUCCACCGUACCUCGUCUAGCCUGAGAUCAUACCCUCUCCCUAUUAUCCCUUUAUGUCUCUCACGGGAAGAGGGCGUUAUUUUUUCCCCUCUCGAGCCAAAGAAACAGAGAAGCAAAAAAAAAAAACGCCUAAUCUCAGGUUAUACCUCGACUGGAAUUAUGCGUCGUUUUUCAACAUUGUUGCUAUGUGUCUCAAAUUGGCGCACGUCAGUCAUUGUCAUCGUACAUGUGAUCUGUAAUAUCAUCCUCAUAAUCAUCAUACUCAUUGCGUGUUCUUGUCGUCAUCAUUAUCGUCAGAAGCCUAUUGGAUGGACUCCUGUCAUCGUCACCAUCAUCAUCAUCAUCAUCAUCGUUAUCAUCAACGUCAGUACCACCAUCACCACUUUCAUUCGUGUAAUAAUAAUAAUAAUAAUAAUAAUAAUAAAAAUCGUUCAAUGCAGCACUCUAGAUGAUGACCAGUUUCCACAAUAUUUAUUAAUCUUUUACUUCUUUAAGGUUGGCCAAGACGGAGAUGUUACAAUGGAAUGCCCCGAUGGGAUAUUUUUCCUGCCCAACAAUAACAUUGUGGUAUCGGAUGGGCCAUUGGAUGGCGCGCAAAGCAUACAGUUGUUCGAUAUCUCUGGUAAAUUCAUCCGCUGCCUGGCUGAAGUUGAUGAUGAUGAUGAUCUCAGUUUUAGCAGCAUAUUUGUAGACGCUGACGAACGGAUCCUUGUUGCAUGUAAUGGCUUGCGUCCUUGCAUUCAAGUUUACAGUAAAGAUGGCGAAGAGUACAGCCUUGAGAUGGAAUUGGGCGAAGAUCAACUUGAAAGUCCUGAGAAAGCUAUCUUCUACAAUGGAAAGUUUUUCGUCUCUGAUUCAGAUAGCAAGAAAAACAUCACCAUGAUUAAAGUAUUUGAUGCUGAAGGCGCGUUUGAAACUUCCUUUGACGAGGACAAAUACUCCUUGGGGCAGCGAGACAACAUGGGUAUUGACAUCGUGUAUCCAAUCAAAAUUACUUUUGACUCAUCUAACAACAGUUUGUUAGCUUACCACGGGAUCCCGCGCGAGAUACGUGUACUCCGCCCAGACGGAAGUCAAGUGUCUUCAAUGAAAACGGUAUCAGGAGCUAGGGACAUUGCACUUACUAAAGACAGACAAAUUGUAGCCACGUGUGGACAGGAGAGUAUCUUGUCCAGAAGCGUGCAGAUACUUAAGUUUAGCGGCCAAUAA